This is a messenger RNA of Arabidopsis arenosa, 1641 nucleotides long. The record is from the annotation of a GenBank genome assembly. NCBI's taxonomy places the organism in Eukaryota, Viridiplantae, Streptophyta, Magnoliopsida, Brassicales, Brassicaceae.
CAAGUUCUUGAAUCGACGGCUCAGAAUCUCCGGUUCUUGAAACAAUCCAUGCCUAAACCGGGGUUCAUAUUCAGCCCGAUUCACGAGUCUCAUGUACAAGCUUCCAUUAUCUGUUCCAAGAAACUCCGAAUGCAUCUCCGUGUCAGAAGUGGCGGUCACGACUACGAAGGCUUGUCUUAUGUCUCUCAGAUCGAUAAACCGUUUAUAUUGAUGGAUCUGUCAAAGAUGAGACAGGUCGACAUUAAUAUUCAAGACAACAGUGCUUGGGUUCAAUCUGGUGCUACAGUUGGUGAACUAUAUUACAGGAUUGCGGAGAAGAGCAAAGUCCAUGGGUUCCCGGCGGGUUUGUGCUCGAGCUUAGGCAUAGGAGGGCACAUAACAGGCGGUGCAUACGGUUCUAUGAUGAGGAAAUACGGUCUUGGCGCAGACAAUGUUCUAGACGCAAAGAUCGUUGAUGCCAAUGGUAAAUUACUAGACAGAGCCGCGAUGGGUGAGGAUACAUUUUGGGCGAUUAGAGGGGGCGCUGGAGGUAGUUUUGGAAUAAUUCUAGCAUGGAAGAUCAAGCUUGUUCCUGUUCCUCAGACCGUUACCGUCUUCACCGUCACCAAAACGUUACAUCAAGACGUUGGCAACAAGAUUAUCUCAAAGUGGCAGAGAGUUGCGGACAAGCUUGUUGAAGAGCUAUUCAUUAGAGUGCUCUUCAACGUAGCGGGAAACGGUGGGAACAAAACUGUGACGACAUCGUACAAUGCUCUGUUUCUUGGCGGGAAAGGCACGUUGAUGAAAGUUAUGAAGAAGAGUUUCCCAGAGCUAGGGCUAACACUUAAAGAUUGUAUCGAAAUGAGCUGGCUUGAAUCCAUUUCUUACAUUUCUGGAUUCCCGAGCCACACUCCUACUAGUGUUUUGCUUCAGGGGAAGUCGCCUUUCCCAAAGAUCAGCUUCAAAGCCAAAUCGGAUUUCGUGAAAACCCCGAUUCCCGAAUCCGGGCUUCAAGGGAUCUUCAAGAAGCUACUUAAAGAAGAUAUUCCAUUGAUGAUAUGGAAUCCUUACGGAGGAAUGAUGGCGAAAAUCCCCGAAUCACAAAUCCCUUUCCCGCAUAGAAAAGGAGUCCUCUUCAAGGUUCAGUACGUAACAAGUUGGCUAGACAGCGACAAGAGACCGAGCAGACACAUCAACUGGAUCAGAGAUCUCUACAAUUACAUGACGCCUUAUGUCUCAAGUAAUCCACGAGAAGCUUAUGUGAACUACCGCGAUCUAGACCUCGGAAAGAACACAAAAGACGUGAAAACAUGCAUCAAACAAUCUCAAGUAUGGGGAGCUAACUACUUCAAAAACAAUUUCAACAGAUUGAUGAAGAUUAAAUCAAAGGUUGAUCCAGAGAACUUCUUUAGACACGAGCAGAGCAUUCCACCUAUGAUGUAACGACAACUUGAUCAAUCAUAUAAGAAAAUAAAUUAGAAGAAAAUCAGAUAAUGUUUCUUCUGUAUUUCGGAAAAAUGUUCUAGCUAUGCUUGUAGUACUUUGUUUCACUUUAAUUUGAAAUGUUGCUUCUUAGUACCAAAUUCCUCAAUCGACUCUAGAAUCCUAUUUAAAGGCUUGUUAUUGUUCUUGUUCUUGGUGGAAUCAAGUCGUUAAAAAUUU